GAUACUUAUACAUGAUAUUGUCGUUGGUAGACAUUUAUCUAAACUCAAGAACCCUGUGAACAUGUUGGUUGUGGAUAAUGCUGAUGAUAGACAUUUUGACUCAACACAUCACUGUCUAUCUCCACACCCAAUACACGCAGAAACGUUAGCCAUUCCAAAUUUAAUACGGUCAAAGAAAUCAUUCAUCAUCUUGAUAGUGUUGAUUCUUUCGUUUAUGUUAGUCGAUGAUGCUUCAGCAUUGAGCAGGUCUAAUUUUUUUGAAUUUGAUUCGCAGUAUACAAAUAUGGUAACUACUAGUGUAACUGAAAAUAUCGGCGAUGACAAUAAUGUGUCGAUUCAUCCAUCAGAGGAUUUUAGAUUACCACGCACAUUGUUUCCACAUUUCUACGAUUUGUCAAUUCAAGUCCAUUUGCAUGAUAACAAGUCACAAGCAUUUUUCUUCAAUGGAUCUGUGACAAUAAAAGUUUUCUGUAAUGUGUCGACAACCGAGUUCUUCGUACAUGCAUCCGAUAAUCUGAAUGUGAGCUUGGAUCAAAUCCAUAUGUCGCUUCUUGAUGAACGAAAUCAAACAAAAUCUGUUAUUGAAAUAAUACACGUUAAUUAUAUUGAAGAUGCUGAGUGUUAUCGAAUUAAACUCAAAACGCCUUUGCAACCAUAUACUUAUUACAACCUGACAUUUGGACAGUUUCGUUCUGACAUGGACUAUGAUUCUGAUGGACUGUAUAUUAGCAGAUAUUUGGAGAAUGGGAUUUACAAAUAUUUAGCAAGUACUUACAUGGAGUCAGUUUAUGCAAGGAAUGUAUUUCCAUGUUGGGAUGAGCCGGAAUUUAAAGCAAAUUUCAAGGUCAAUAUUGUACGCGAUGAAAAUUUCCAUUCGCUUUCAAACAUGAAUUUGGAAAGUACGGAGGUGUUGUACGAUAAUUGGCGUGUCGACAGAUAUAACACCAGUGUGAAAAUGUCCACAUAUCUGUUGGCAUUUGUAGUUUCACAGUUUUCGAAUAUUCAGAGGACAGACAAUAGAGGACGAAACUUCACUGUUUGGGCAAGACCGGAUAAAAUUCGUUCAGCCGAAUAUGCACUUGAUAUUGGCAUAAAAUUAUUGGGUUACUUUGAAGAUUAUUUUGGCAUUCCCUAUUCACUUCCUAAAAUGGAUAUGAUUGCGAUUCCUAACUCUUCAAUAACGGCAAUGGAAAACUGGGGUUUGAUAACUUAUGAUGAAAAUGUAAUGUUAUGGGACGCAGAAAACGGUUCAAUAAAUACUUUAAUUGAUGUGACGUUUUUUGUCUCACAUAAACUUGCUCAUCAGUGGUUAGGAAACUUAUUACUACAUCCUGAGUGGAAAGUAGAUGAACUAUUCAUACUGGAUGAAUUGAUGCUUGCACUUGAUAUUGAUACUUCGAUGGAAUCAAGACCAGUCGUUUAUCCAGCAAGUACCACAAUACAAAUUAAAAAUAUGUUUGAUUUAAUCACCUAUGAUAAGGGCGCCUCUUUGGUUUGGAUGAUGGAGAAAUUCAUGGGCCGUAGCGCUUUUCAAAACGGUUUGAAAAGAUACUUAAUUCAAAACCAAUAUAAGAACACAGAUGAAAAGGAUUUAUGGAAGGCAUUAUCUGAAGAAUGGAAUACUCAAGGAAAUCAUUUGGACAUUGGAUUUAUUAUGGAUUCAUGGACUAAACAGAGGAAUUAUCCACUAGUGAUUGUAAAGAGAAAUGGGUCGAAUGUGUUCUGUUUCGAGCAGAUACGUUACUUUCAACACUAUGGUAACAAGUCAUCUCAAACAAAUCGUGAAUACUCCUGGAGAAUACCAAUCACUUAUGGGUCGGCACAAACGGUGAACUGGACAAAUAUCGACAUUGUGUGGAUGGUGAACAACAAAAUGAAUCAAACAAUGAACAUAAGCUCAGACGACUGGUAUUUGGUGAAUGUAAAACAAGGUGGAUUUUAUCGAGUUCACUACGCUGACAAUAACUGGAUCUUAUUAAUCAAUCAAUUGCAAAGGAAUCUCACGGCUAUUCCAGUCUUCUCACGCGCACAAAUAUUGAAUGAUUUAUUCAGUCUUGCAAAUCAACAUAUCGUACCGUAUACUCUUUUCUUGGACGCAACAAAAUAUUUAAACCGCGAAGAUGAGUUUAUUGUAUGGAUAACAGCUAGUCGAGCGCUGCUUUACAUUAACAAGGUGCUUGCUCUGAAUGAGAAUUAUGAAGAUUUCCAAGCAUACUUGCGAACUCUUAUCGAUAACCGAAUUCGAUCAGUGAAUUGGUCAUUUGUUGGCAAAGGUCAAGAUCUUCCAAAGAUACUUUUUGACUAUAAUGUGAUCAAACUCGCUUGUAUAGCUGAACAUCAACUUUGUGUGAACAAAACUACGGAUCUCUUCAGACAAUGGAUGUCGAAACCCGAAACGAACCCCAUACGACCUGAUUUGAGAUUCAUUACUUAUUGUACAGCUAUUCGUCAUGGUGGUCAAGAAGAAUGGAAAUUAUUACAAAGUCAGCUGACGUUAAAUGAUACUGUGAAUGAGAAUGAGAAUGCAAACAAUAUGCUGGCUUUAACCUGUUCUCGUGAUAAAGAAAUCAUGAUAAGGUACUUAGAGCGGGUAAGAGAGAACGAGAACUUGUGGUUUACGCUUGACUAUUUCGCGCAAUCUCCAGUUGGCAGCCAACUUUUAUGGGACCACCUGAGUGAUGUAAAUAAUUUUAUUAAACAUAAAGACUUCACGGAAUCCAUACUAACCGCACUAACUAAAUAUCCUUAG
Molecule: messenger RNA, 2749 nt
Organism: Schistosoma mattheei
Lineage: Eukaryota; Metazoa; Platyhelminthes; Trematoda; Strigeidida; Schistosomatidae
Source: the annotation of a GenBank genome assembly